Molecule: messenger RNA, 2531 nt
Organism: Psammomys obesus (fat sand rat)
Lineage: Eukaryota; Metazoa; Chordata; Mammalia; Rodentia; Muridae
Gene: Nfe2l3
Product: NFE2 like bZIP transcription factor 3
Exons: 4
Coding region: 216-2219 (667 amino acids)
Biological process (GO): regulation of transcription by RNA polymerase II
Cellular component (GO): nucleus
Molecular function (GO): RNA polymerase II cis-regulatory region sequence-specific DNA binding; DNA-binding transcription factor activity, RNA polymerase II-specific
Source: RefSeq, a predicted model, not a curated record
CUGGGUAGUUGCAGGUGCCUCCUCCUCCGCCUCUCCCGGUCCCCGGCCGCGCCAGGCACUGUGCCUGCAGCCGUUGGAGCGCCUUUGUGCCUGGCUGGGGUGAGGCUGCGACCGCCCCUUGUACGCCCUGGUCCAUUGUCUUCCCGGCUGGUGCCACCGCGGCCGCUGCAGCGCCGGGCCGGGUGGGCGUCCGCAUCCCAGGCGCGCCGUGGGAGAUGAAGCUCCCGAAGCUCCCGAAGCCGUGGUGGGCGGGCGGCGGCCUCCUGCACCUCACGCUGCUGCUGAGUUUGGCCGGCCUCCGUGUGGACCUGGACCUCUGCCUGCCGCCGCCGGCCGCCGCACUUUGGGAAGAGCUGCUCCCACUCGGUCCCACCCGCCCCGCCUCGGCUUCUAGUCUCUUCUCGGCCUCGGGAGGCUGGGGACGUGCCCCCCAGCUGCCUACCAAGGGCCGGCUGCUGCGCGAAGUGCGCGCGCUCGGAGUCCCCUUCAUCCCCUGCACCCGCGUGGACGCGUGGCUAGUGCACAGCGUGGCGACCGGGGACGCAGACGGGGCCCACGGGCUGCUCGGCACCGCCGCCUCGUCGGCCGUGGGAGACGGUGCCCAGGCGCCCCCCGCGGGCGGCGGGGACCCUCGAGCGGCUCAGAGCAGCCCUCUGGCCGCCGAGGAGGAGGCGGAGAAGGCGGCAGAACCGACGGCGCAGGUGCGAGACGCCGGCGGGAGUCAGGAGAAUGAGCUACUAAAAGAAAAGAGUGAAGCUGUGGAUCACAGUUCCCAGCAUGAAGAAAAUGAGGAAGGGGUGUCAAGCCACGCAAAAUCACUACAACAGAGUAAGAAAGAUGAAACCAAAAUGACAGACACACCUGACUGGGAAGCAGAGAAGAUCACUGAGUCUAGAAACCAGAGCCAUCUACAUUGGUCAGAUACAUCUUUCUCUCUGGAAGAUUUAUUUCAACUGCUUUCAUCACAGCCUGAACAUUCCCUGGAGGGCAUCUCAUUGGAAGAUAUUCCACCUUUUCUGAGCAGUGUCAAUGAGAGUGUGAACUCCUUAGCACAUAACACAAAUUUGAGCCAAGCUAUAAGCCAUGAUGUCAAUCUUCAUGAAGCCAUGCUGUUGUGCCCCAACACUACCUUUAGAAGAGAUCCAACAGCAAGGUCUUCACAGGCACAAGAACCAUCUCUGCAGUUAAAUUCUCAUAACAACCCUGAACAAGUCAUCCCUGCCAUGUCUCUUCCACCUGCUGACAAUCAAAUGAGGAAUCUAACAAGCCAAGAUGUCCUGUAUGACCUUGACUCAAAUAUAUUUGAUGGAAUAAACCUAAUGUCAUUAGCCACAGGUUUCAGUCCACUGGAAGUCUCUCAACUUUUUGAAGAACCGGACUCUGAUUCUGUGCUCUCAUUAAGUUACAAUAGCACCUCCAUUACCAAGUCUAAUUCUUCUCACUGCAUGUGUGAUGGUGCUGUCGGUUACAGUAGUGACCUUCAGUCUCUUUGUCAUGAUUUGGGUGCCGUAGGAGGCUGCUACCCAGAACCCUGUAAACAUUGUCAUACGGAUCACAGGACCGUAUCUGGCUUUCAUGGGGAUCUUGAAUGUCAGCAAGUAUUUCAUGACCACACUUACCACUUACAGUCAGGUGUACCAGAGCCCACACCUCAAUCUUUUACAUGGUCAGGCAAGUCACAGAAAAUCAGUGAGUGCCUUGAUGACCCAGACAGAAACUUGAGCCGUGAUGAACAACGUGCUAAAGCUCUGCAUAUUCCCUUUUCUGUAGAUGAAAUUGUCCACAUGCCUGUUGACUCUUUUAACAGCAUGUUAAGCAGACACUAUCUGACAGACUUGCAAGUUUCUCUCAUCCGUGAUAUCAGACGAAGAGGAAAAAAUAAAGUUGCUGCUCAGAACUGCCGUAAACGUAAACUAGACAUCAUAUUAAAUCUAGAAGAUGAUAUAUGUAAUUUACAAGCAAAGAAGGAAGCCCUCAAGAGUGAGCAAGCUCAACGUAAUAAAGCUAUUAUUAUAAUGAGACAGAAGCUGCAUGACCUCUACCAUGAUGUUUUUAGUAGGUUAAGAGAUGACCAAGGUAGGCCAGUCAAUCCAAACCACUAUGCACUUCAGUACAGCCAAGAUGGAACUGUUUUGAUUGUACCCAAAGAACUGGUACCAUUAAGCCAUAAAAAGGAAGCCCCAAAAGGAAAGAGAGAAGAAACUGAACAGCUCCAGUGACCUCCAUCACAAACUUCAAGCCUUAAAAAGCACUGCUACUUAGUUAAGGCUUUAAGUUUGAAUUGACAAAUGUUUAGGACUGAAGAUUAUGCUUCUGUGAAGUUGGGGAAUCCACACAUUUUCAUGGACCAUUACUGCACUAUGACUCAUACCUAUGUUAAGCUCCCAGAACUUUUACAGUCACCUUUUGAUAAGGUGCUCAUUUGAAAAAGCUGAGAUGUUUUCGGCUUUAAGUGGAAAUAGCCCUAGUUUUUUCUGAAGUUUUUUUAAUAUUUAACUUGUGAAAGUGUGAAAAUAAAUUUUAUAUUUGAA